AUGUCUGUUGUGGUUUUCCAAAUAUUUGGUGUUAAUGGUGAAAUUGACAUCAGAGGCGAAGACACAGAAAUAUGCCUACAGGUCAACCAAGUGAUACCAAAUCAGUUGGGAAAUAUCAGUGUUCGACACUACCUUUGCAACAGAACUGUUGGCUCUGACUAUAAAUCUGUGGCUGGACCAGUUAAUUCAUCACCUGAGAUUAGUUUGAGAUGGGAAAGUGGGCCUAGUGCUGUCAUACAUUCCCUGCUGGCUGUAAAAAAUGGUUUUCUUCAGUGUCAUGUAGAGAACUUCAGUGCUGAAUUUCUAACAUCUUCCCUCACAAACAUUCAGCAUUUUCUAGAAGAUGAAACUGUCGCAGAAGUGAUGCCUAUGAAGAUAAAAGUUUCUAAUGCAAGGAUUAAUUUAAAAGAUGACAGUCCACGUGAAAAUCUCAAGGCAUCUGAGCUGGUACCCAUAAAACUACAUAUUGACAUACUCUGGAUAGAAAGAAAUGAUGAUGGGUCUUUUCUCAUUAGAGACAAUCAAAGAGUAAAUGAUGUCUCAAAGAUGAAGGUUACAAGUAGUGCAUUGCAACAAGCAACUGGACCUGUUGGACAUAAAACACAGGACCAAGCCACGCAGACUACUUGUGAAAUUCCUAGACCUUCUAAAUCAAGGAGGGAUUCAACUGAUUUCCUUAAAAAUGAGCUUAUUGAAGAAAAUGAAUGUCUCAAACAGGAACUAGCCAAAGCUAAAAUGGCUCUUGCCGAGGUCCAAAUGGAAAAAGAUGCCCUGCUUCAUCGUAUAAAAAAGAUGAAUGUUGAUCAUCAGUAGGACAAUGUUCUCUUCAUGCAAGGCGUCAUCAAAGAAGUUCAGGUGAUGGUGGCAUCUAAAAUACUGUUUGUGAAUCCGUGGAAGACAUGGUUGUUUUUUUUUUGUCACAGACAGAGUUUUCUCAUAUGAAGAAAAUGUUUG
This is a messenger RNA of Phaethon lepturus (White-tailed tropicbird), 954 nucleotides long. RefSeq names its product UHRF1-binding protein 1-like. The record is from RefSeq and is a predicted model, not a curated record. The annotation marks the transcript as partial. The transcript has 5 exons. NCBI's taxonomy places the organism in Eukaryota, Metazoa, Chordata, Aves, Phaethontiformes, Phaethontidae.